AUGCACGACCUGCCCCCUGACUCGGGCAGGCGGCAGGGCGACCGGGGCCGGGCGGAUCGCGGUCCGCCUUCCCCCUGCGGCGCGGCGGCCCGCCGAGCCUGCCCCCGAGACUGCGAGCGGGGAGGCGGCGACUGCCCUUGGCAGCAGGUGUCCCCGCCCCGGUCGCCUCCGAGGGAGUCGGGGGGAGGCCGCCUGCGGACUCCUCGGAUGCGGCUGUCCUGCAGCAGAAGCCUCGACAGCCUCCGCGUGGGUGCCAAGCCGCCUCCCUUACAGCGGUGGCGGAGCGACAGCUGGAUCAGGUGCGGCGCGCGCGGGGAACCGGACGAGCCCCCGCCACGUGGAGGCGGGAUGGACGGCUGGAGCGGAGGCAGCUCCCGGGCCGCGGCGCCCUCCGGCCUCCGGCCUCCCAGCUCCGAGGACCCCCGCCGCUCCUCGGGAAGCCGCGGCAAAGAAGACGGCCAGGAGGGGCUCCCCUUCCUCAAACCGCCCGCGGUGACAGUCAAGAAGCUGCAGAAGUGGAUGUACAAAGGACGCCUGCUGUCCCUGGGAAUGAAGGGUCGCGCUCGUAGGACACCCCCCGAAGUCACCCGAGCGCAGGCAACGUCUCCAAAUCUGGGCACUUUGAAAAUGCGGGAAAGCCAAGUCGUCUCGGUGCCGCCAGACCAAAGAAUUACGCUGACAGACUUAUUUGAAAAUGUCUAUGAGUCUUCAAUGAAGAGAAGAGAACUUGAAGAUCUGAAGGAUAAUAUUGGCUUCAUGGGUCAUAAGCCACUUAAUAGCAUCACUGUGUCAAAGAAACGCAAUUGGCUAUAUCAGAGUACUCUGAGAUCUUUUAAUUUGGAAGACAAAAAUAAGAAAUGCCAAGAUAUAAGUCAUUUAUCCAUCUCACCCGUUUCUCUACCUAAACUGCAGCUGUCACGACCUUUCCUCAGAUCAUCUGAAGAAUAUUGUACGUAUAUGGUGUGUACUGCUACAAAUUCUUCAUUAUCAAGAGACUGUUCAUUAGACUUUAAUGAGGAAAAUGAUGCAGAUGAUGAAGGAGAAAUAUGGUACAAUCCCAUUCCUGAGGAUGAUGACUUUGGUAUUUCAAAUGCCUUGAGAUUUGGGGAGGCAGACUCUGCUGUUCUGAAGUUCCCUGAUGUCGGUUUGAGAGUAUUAUCUGGUAGUGACCUAAUGAAAGAAGAGCAGCACACCGAAGACUUGCUGUGCUCUUCUGAACACACAGGUGAUGUUCAGACCACACAGUCAAAUGAAAUAAGUCCUAUAGAUUCCAUCUAUUCCACAGAGUUUGUGGAGCAGUACAAGCAAAGGCAUGGACACAAGACACAAGAAGGUAUAAUAGUAGAGGAGAGUCCCACGUUGAAAUCUCCUUUUGCAGGUCCUGGGAUAGUAGCUGCUACAAAUAAGCCUGAUUUGGGAGUUACAGGACCAUCUUCUCCAAGCCCUAGCCCUGUGAAAAAAGGCAGCUCAAUUCAUUGGUCUUUCCCGGAUAAAAUAAAAUCUCCACGAACUGUGAGGAAACUUUCCAUGAGAAUGAAAAGGUUGCCAGAAUUUAGCCGGAAACUGAGUGUUAAAGGAAACUUGAAUUAUGGAAACAGUCCGGAUAAUACUCCUUCCUUGUCUAAAUGUAACUGGCAAGAAAUUCAUCAUGCUGUUAUUCUACCUUCUGGGAACACAACCACAGCUGCUAAGAGGAAUGUUAUAAGCCGGUACCAUCUUGAUACUAGUGUGUCUUCUCAGCACAGCUACCAGAAGAAAACCUCUGUGAGUUCUAAGUAUUCCUGCAAAAGUGGUUACCUCAGUGAUGGAGAUUCUCCUGAACUUAUAGCUAAAUCUAGCAAACAUGGAUGUGAAAACAAAUUUGCAAAAGGAAAAGAAAUAAUUCCAAAUAGUUGUAGCAAGAAUGAAAUAGACAUUGAUGCUUUUAGACAUUAUAGCUUUUCUGAUCAACCUAAGUGUUCUCAGUACAUAUCUGGGCUCAUGAGUGUGCAUUUCUAUGGUGCUGAGGAUUUAAAACCACCUCGGAUAGAUUCAAAAGAUGUCUUUUGUGCAAUUCAGGUAGAUUCAGUAAACAAAGCCAGAACAGCUUUGCUCACAUGUCGGACAACGUUUUUAGACAUGGAUCACACUUUCAACAUAGAAAUUGAAAAUGCACAGCAUUUGAAAUUAGUAGUAUUCAGUUGGGAACCCACUCCAAGAAAAAAUCGAGUGUGUUGUCAUGGAACUGUUGUUCUUCCCACCUUAUUCAGAGUGACAAAGACACAUCAGUUGGCUGUCAAACUUGAACCUAGAGGUCUUAUUUAUGUGAAAGUGACUCUUUUGGAACAGUGGGAGAAUUCACUUCAUGGACUAGAUAUAAAUCGAGAACCAGUAAUAUUUGGUGUUGAUAUUCGAAAAGUUGUAGAGAAAGAAAAUAUAGGCUUGAUGGUACCACUCCUGAUUCAGAAAUGUAUUAUGGAAAUUGAAAAGAGAGGCUGUCAGGUAGUAGGCCUGUACCGAUUAUGUGGCUCAGCAGCAGUCAAGAAAGAACUUCGAGAGGCUUUUGAGAGGGAUAGCAAAGCUGUUGGUCUGUGUGAAAGCCAAUACCCAGAUAUAAAUGUAAUAACAGGUGUUCUUAAGGAUUAUUUAAGAGAACUUCCUUCUCCUCUGAUAACAAGGCAGCUUUAUGAGGCUGUAUUAGAUGCAAUGGCAAAAAAUCCUUUGAAAAUGUCAUCAAAUGGUUGUGAGAAUGAUCCAAGUGAUUCUAAGUACACUGUUGACCUGCUGGAUUGUCUGCCUGACGUUGAGAAGGCAACCCUAAUGAUGUUGUUGGAUCAUUUGAAAUUGGUGGCUUCUUAUCGUGACGUGAAUAAGAUGACUUGCCAGAAUUUGGCUGUGUGCUUUGGACCCGUAUUAUUAAGUCAGAGGCAAGAGACUUCCAGCCAUAACAACAGAGUCUUUACUGAUUCAGAAGAACUUGCAAGUGCUUUGGAUUUUAAAAAACAUAUUGAAGUUCUUCAUUACUUACUUCAACUCUGGCCAGUGCAACGUUUAACUAUCAAAGAAUCAGCAAACAAUUUGUCCCCAGAGCAGAAGUCUUCUCUAAAUUAUUUGAGGCGGAAGAAAGAACCACCUUACCUGUUAAAUUUGAGUGGUACUGAUUCAUCAAGAGUACUUAGGCCAAGGCAAACCAGAUUAGACAGUCCACUAAGUAAUCGUUAUGCAGGAGACUGGAGCAGCUGUGGAGAUAACUACUUUUUAAAUAUGAAAGAAAAUUUAAAUGAUGUGGAUUAUGACGAUGUGCCUUCAGAAGACAGAGAAAAUGGAGAAAACUGUAGCAAAAUGUAUGAACCAGAUAUCAUGAUUGAACAGCCAACUCCCACAUCCAAAGAGUGCACAUUUCAGACAUAUUUGACAAUGCAGGCUAUUGAGUCUAGGGACCGAAAAGUCAAUCUCAAAGACCUACAAGAAAGUAUUGAUACUUUGAUUGGAAAUCUGGAGCGUGAACUCAACAAAAACAAGCUUAAUAUGAGUGUUUGA
Molecule: messenger RNA, 3519 nt
Organism: Lipotes vexillifer (Yangtze River dolphin)
Lineage: Eukaryota; Metazoa; Chordata; Mammalia; Artiodactyla; Lipotidae
Gene: SYDE2
Product: synapse defective Rho GTPase homolog 2
Biological process (GO): cell migration; regulation of Ras protein signal transduction; signal transduction
Cellular component (GO): synaptic membrane
Molecular function (GO): GTPase activator activity
Source: RefSeq, a predicted model, not a curated record